Molecule: messenger RNA, 249 nt
Organism: Peronospora matthiolae
Lineage: Eukaryota; Oomycota; Peronosporomycetes; Peronosporales; Peronosporaceae
Source: the annotation of a GenBank genome assembly
AUGGCGGACACUGCCUUGAAGCAUCGAGCUGAGUUUGCCUUUGCUCAGCUUGAGAACGAGAGAUCUCUGACAUCUCUUCGUGACGAGCUAAGGGUAGCUCGUGGGACUAUUGAUCGGUCUCGGGAUGAGAUAGCUGCUCUUCAGACCCUUGUCGAUGCCCACCAUCGGGAGCACAAAGCUCUCUGCGAGAUGCUUGAGCGCAAGGGCGUUCUUCAUCGGAAGAAGCAGCGUACUGAUGGUACGGCUUAA